AUGUCGCUGCUCUGCGUCGGAGUUAAAAAGGCCAAGUAUGAUGGGCCCCAAGAGAAAUUUAACACCUAUGUGACCCUGAAGGUGCAAAAUGUCAAGAGCACGACCAUAGCAGUGCGGGGCAACCUGCCCUCCUGGGAGCAGGACUUCAUGUUUGAGAUCAAUCGGCUGGACUUGGGGCUGACUGUGGAGGUGUGGAACAAGGGGCUGAUCUGGGACACCAUGGUGGGCACGGUGUGGAUCCCCCUGCGGACAAUCAGGCAGUCCAAUGAGGAGGGUCCUGGGGAAUGGCUCACACUUGACUCCCAGGUCAUCAUGACUGACAACGAGAUUUCGGGCACCAAGGACCCGACUUUCCACCGCAUCCUCCUUGACACGCGCUUUGAGCUGCCUCUGGAUAUCCCUGAGGAGGAGGCCAGGUACUGGGCCAAGAAACUGGAGCAGCUCAAUGCCAUGCGGGACCAGGAUGAUUAUGCCUUCCAGGAGGAGCAGGAAAAGCCUCUGCCUGUGCAUGGCUCUCAGUGCUGCAACUGGAAUUAUUUUGGCUGGGGAGAACAGCAGAAUGAUGACCCCGACAGUACCGUGGAUGACCGGGACAGUGACUACCGCAGCGAGACCAGCAACAGCAUCCCCCCACCCUACUACACCACGUCUCAGCCCAACGCCUCCGUGCACCAGUACCCUAUGAGGCACCAGCAGCAGAGCUCCCGAGACUCCUACACUGACUCCAUGCAGAGCUACGAGAUGGACUACUCGGACCAGGCUCCCAUCAGACGCUAUGGUAGCGUAGACUCUGCCGCAAACGGACGCAGCGACGCUGAGUCCGGUUCUGAGUCGAGCAGGCGGACCAGCCGCCAGCCUUCCCUUGAGAGCAGGCGGUCCCUAGACCUAUCGGAUAGCCCCACAGGGAGCAGCCGCUACGCCUCGUCGGCCGAGCUGAGCCAGGGCAGCUCUCAGCUGAGCGAGGACUUCGAGAACGAGAGCCUGAGGGACUCGGAGCUGGACGAGAGGGACGGGGACUCCUACCACUCCUGCCACAGCUCCGUCAGCUACCGCAAGGACUCGCCGCGCUGGGAGGAGGAGGAUGAUGAUGAUCUCUACCUGGAGGAGGAGGAGGAAGAGUUCAUUGAGGACUACAGUGAGACUGAGGAAGGCUAUCCCAAGGAAGAGGAGCUGGAAGAGGAGGAGGAGGAGGAACUGCGGGAGCAGGAUACCUAUGAACCCCCUGAGCAUGAAACAUACCCACCACCGCAGAAACCCCUGCCGCAGCAGCAGCAGCAGGAGCUGGGAGAAGAGGAGGUGCAGGACCCCAAAGCACGAGCCAAAGCCAACUGGCUGAGAGCCUUCAACAAGGUCUGCAUACAGCUGCAGGAGGCCCGCGGGGAAGGUGAUGGAGAAAAAUCCCUGUGGUUCAAAGGCGGGCCUGGUGGUGGGCUGAUCAUUAUAGACAGCAUGCCGGACAUUCGCAAGCGAAAACCCAUCCCCCUAGUUAGCGAUUUGGCCAUGUCUCUGGUCCAGUCCAGGAAAGCGGGAAUCACGUCCGCGCUGGCCUCGAGCACCUUGAACAAUGAGGAGCUGAAAAACCAUGUUUACAAGAAGACCCUGCAAGCCUUAGUGUACCCCAUCUCCUGCACAACGCCCCACAACUUCGAGGUGUGGACGGCCACCACCCCCACCUACUGCUACGAGUGUGAGGGGCUGCUGUGGGGCAUCGCCCGGCAGGGCAUGCGCUGUGCCGAGUGCGGCGUCAAGUGCCACGAGAAGUGCCAGGAUCUGCUCAACGCUGACUGCCUGCAGAGGGCGGCGGAGAAGAGCUCCAAGCAUGGAGCAGAGGACCGCACCCAGAACAUCAUCAUGGUGCUCAAGGACCGCAUGAAGAUCCGGGAGCGCAACAAACCCGAGAUAUUUGAGCUGAUCCAGGAGGUGUUUGGGGUCAACAAGACCACGCACACACAGCAGAUGAAGGCGGUCAAGCAGAGUGUCCUGGAUGGCACUUCCAAAUGGUCAGCCAAGAUCAGCAUCACGGUGGUCUGUGCCCAGGGCCUGCAAGCAAAGGAUAAGACGGGUUCCAGUGACCCCUAUGUCACUGUCCAGGUUGGAAAGACAAAAAAAAGGACUAAAACUAUCUACGGCAAUCUCAACCCAGUCUGGGAGGAGAAUUUCCAUUUCGAGUGCCAUAACUCCUCUGACCGCAUCAAGGUCCGUGUGUGGGACGAGGACGAUGACAUCAAGUCCCGUGUCAAGCAGCGCUUCAAGAGGGAAUCCGAUGACUUCCUGGGCCAGACCAUCAUCGAGGUCCGGACCCUGAGCGGGGAGAUGGACGUCUGGUACAACCUCGACAAGCGCACAGACAAGUCAGCAGUGUCAGGAGCCAUCCGACUGCACAUCAGCGUGGAGAUCAAGGGUGAGGAGAAGGUGGCUCCCUACCAUGUUCAGUACACCUGCCUGCAUGAGAACCUGUUCCACUUUGUGACGGAUUUACAAAACAACGGGGUGGUGAAAAUCCCCGAUGCCAAGGGGGAUGAUGCGUGGAAGGUGUAUUUUGAUGAGACAGCACAGGAGAUCGUGGAUGAGUUUGCCAUGCGCUAUGGAGUGGAGUCCAUCUACCAGGCCAUGACGCAUUUUGCCUGCCUCUCCUCCAAGUACAUGUGCCCCGGGGUGCCGGCGGUGAUGAGCACCCUGCUGGCCAACAUCAACGCCUACUACGCCCACACCACCGCCUCCAGCAACGCCAACGCCUCCGACCGCUUUGCCGCCUCCAAUUUCGGGAAAGAUCGCUUUGUCAAACUCCUGGACCAGCUGCACAACUCCCUGCGCAUCGACCUCUCCAUGUACCGGAACAAUUUCCCUGCCAGCAGCCCUGAACGGUUGCAGGACUUGAAGUCCACAGUGGAUUUGCUGACCAGCAUCACCUUCUUUCGGAUGAAGGUCCAGGAGCUGCAGAGCCCCCCAAGAGCCAGCCAGGUGGUGAAGGACUGUGUGAAGGCCUGUCUCAACUCCACCUACGAGUACAUCUUCAACAACUGCCACGAGCUCUACAGCCGCGAGUACCAGACAGACCCGACUAAGAAAGGCGAGGUGCCCCCCGAGGAGCAGGGCCCCAGCAUCAAAAACCUGGAUUUCUGGUCCAAGCUCAUCACCCUGAUUGUCUCCAUUAUUGAGGAGGACAAGAACUCCUACACACCCUGUCUGAACCAGUUCCCCCAGGAACUGAACGUGGGGAAGAUCAGCGCUGAGGUGAUGUGGAACCUCUUUGCUCAGGACAUGAAGUACGCGAUGGAGGAGCACGAGAAGCACCGCCUGUGCAAGAGUGCAGACUACAUGAACCUGCACUUCAAGGUGAAGUGGCUGUACAACGAGUACGUCACCGAGCUGCCCUCCUUCAAGAGCCGUGUGCCCGAGUACCCCGCCUGGUUCGAACCCUUCGUCAUCCAAUGGCUGGAUGAGAAUGAGGAGGUGUCACGGGAUUUCCUGCACGGAGCACUGGAGCGGGACAAGAAAGAUGGGUUCCAGCAGACCUCAGAGCACGCGCUCUUCUCCUGCUCCGUGGUGGACGUUUUCUCCCAGCUCAACCAGAGCUUUGAGAUUAUCAAGAAGCUGGAGUGCCCUGAUCCCCAGAUUGUGGGGCACUACAUGAGACGGUUUGCCAAGACCAUCAGCAAUGUGCUGCUCCAGUACGCUGAGAUCAUCUCCAAGGAUUUUGCUUCAUACUGCUCCAAGGAGAAGGAGAAAGUGCCCUGCAUCCUGAUGAACAACAUCCAGCAGCUCCGUGUCCAGCUUGAGAAGAUGUUUGAAGCCAUGGGUGGGAAGGAUCUGGACACAGAAGCCAGUGAUAUCCUCAAGGAACUGCAGGUGAAACUUAACAAUGUCCUGGAUGAUCUGAGCCGAGUCUUUGCCACCAGUUUCCAGCCACACAUUGAGGAGUGUGUGAAGCAGAUGGGUGACAUCCUGAGCCAGGUGAAGGGCACCGGCAACGUCCCUGCCAGCACCUGCAGCAGUGUGGCACAGGACGCUGACAACGUCCUGCAGCCCAUCAUGGACCUGCUGGACAGCAACCUGACGCUCUUUGCCAAGAUCUGCGAGAAGACGGUGCUGAAGCGGGUGCUGAAGGAGCUCUGGAAGCUGGUGAUGAACACCAUGGAGAAAACCAUCGUCCUACCCCCCCUCACGGACCAGACGAUGAUUGGCACGCUCUUGAGAAAACAUGGCAAGGGGACAGAGAAGAGCAGGGUGAAGCUGCCCAGUCACACUGAAGGCACACAGAUGAUUUUCAAUGCAGCCAAGGAGCUGGGGCAGCUUUCCAAGCUGAAGGACCACAUGGUGCGUGAGGAAGCCAAGAGCCUGACCCCGAAGCAGUGUGCUGUGGUGGAGCUGGCGCUGGACACCAUCAAGCAAUACUUCCAUGCCGGUGGCGUGGGGCUGAAGAAAACGUUCCUGGAGAAGAGCCCUGACCUGCAGUCGCUGCGCUAUGCCCUGUCCCUCUACACCCAGGCCACAGAUCUCCUCAUCAAAACCUUCGUGCAGACCCAGUCAUCGCAGGUUCAUGGUGGGAAAGGGAUUAGGUUUACCCUUAGUGAAGAGGUGUAUCCUGAGAAGGGUGCUGGCGUGGAUGACCCCAUUGGGGAGGUGUCCAUCCACGUGGAGCUCUUGACCCACCCCAGCAGUGGCGAGCACAAGGUCACCGUCAAAGUGGUGGCUGCCAAUGACCUCAAGUGGCAGACUUCGGGCAUCUUCCGGCCCUUCAUCGAGGUCAACAUCAUCGGGCCCCACCUUAGUGACAAGAAGAGGAAAUUCGCCACCAAAUCCAAGAACAACAGCUGGGCCCCCAAGUACAAUGAGAGCUUCCAGUUCACGCUGGGGACAGAGACGGGCCCUGAGUGCUACGAGCUGCAGGUGUGUGUGAAGGAUUACUGCUUCGCCCGGGAGGACCGCACCGUGGGCAUCGCCGUGCUGCAGCUGCGGGACAUCCUGCAGCGCCCCGGCUGCGCCUGCUGGCUGCCCCUGGGCCGCCGCAUCCACAUGGACGACACCGGGCUCACCGUGCUCCGCAUCCUCUCCCAGCGCAACAACGACGAGGUGGCCAAGGAGUUUGUCAAGCUCAAGUCGGACACGCGCUCGGCCGAGGAGGGCAGUAGUUAA
Sturnus vulgaris (Common starling) is the source of this 5136-nucleotide messenger RNA. Lineage: Eukaryota; Metazoa; Chordata; Aves; Passeriformes; Sturnidae. The record is from RefSeq and is a predicted model, not a curated record.